Etheostoma spectabile (orangethroat darter) is the source of this 2162-nucleotide messenger RNA. RefSeq names its product T-box transcription factor Tb (gene tbxtb). The record is from RefSeq and is a predicted model, not a curated record. The transcript has 8 exons. The coding region runs from base 193 to 1494 and encodes 433 amino acids. Gene Ontology annotation, molecular function: RNA polymerase II cis-regulatory region sequence-specific DNA binding; DNA-binding transcription factor activity, RNA polymerase II-specific. Gene Ontology annotation, biological process: heart morphogenesis; cell fate specification; positive regulation of DNA-templated transcription. Gene Ontology annotation, cellular component: chromatin; nucleus. NCBI's taxonomy places the organism in Eukaryota, Metazoa, Chordata, Actinopteri, Perciformes, Percidae.
GCCAACCAUGUCUGUUCCAAACACCCAUCCUGAGACGGAGCUUCUCUUCAGCCUAUAUAUUUGGGGGCGUUUCAUGUCGUCCUGCGUCCUGAGAUAACUGCCUUUCAUUGUGAAGAAGUCACAAGAAGAGGAAAGAGUUUUAGUUUUUCAAUAAGACCUGUGCUCUAUUCAGCCCUGGAGCUGUUGGACAGGAUGGCCGCUGGCGAGUGUCCCGGGAAGGCCAGUCAGAACCGGAUGGACCACCUCCUCAGUGCCGUGGACAGUGAGCUGCAGGCCGGCAGCGAGAAGGGCGACCCCACGGAGAAGGAGCUGAAAGUGUCCCUGGAUGAGAACGAGCUUUGGCAGAAAUUUAAGGAGCUUACAAAUGAAAUGAUAGUUACAAAGAAUGGCAGGCGCAUGUUUCCGGUGCUGAAAGUGAACGUGUCUGGAUUGGACCCGAACGCCAUGUAUUCCUUUUUGCUGGACUUCGCAUCUGCGGACAACCACAGGUGGAAAUACGUGAACGGGGAGUGGGUCCCAGGUGGCAAACCUGAGCCUCAGACUCCCAGCUGUGUGUACAUUCACCCGGACUCUCCAAACUUCGGGGCGCACUGGAUGAAAGCGCCCGUCUCCUUCAGUAAAGUCAAACUCACCAAUAAACUAAACGGAGGAGGUCAGAUAAUGUUAAAUUCCUUACACAAAUACGAGCCUCGCAUCCAUAUCGUGCGGGUUGGAGGCCCAAGGAGGAUGAUCACCAGCCACUCUUUCCCAGAGACUCAGUUCAUUGCAGUAACGGCAUACCAAAACGAAGAGAUAACUUCUCUUAAAAUAAAACACAACCCUUUUGCCAAGGCCUUUCUAGAUGCAAAAGAGAGAAGUGAUCACAAAGACAUAAGAGAAGAUGUCAAUGAAAGUCAGCAGUCGACUUACUCUCAUUGUGGUUGGUUUAUUCCAGGCACAGGCUCUCUCUGCCCUCCUGCCACUCCUCACAGCCAGUUUGGGAGUCCCAUCUCCCUCUCGCCGUCCCACGGCUGUGAGCGCUACUCCAACCUGAGGAACCACCGCUCUGCCCCCUACACCAGUCCGUACGCCCAUCGCACCAACUCACCCAUCGGUUACUCCGAUAACUCGUCAGCCUGCCUGUCAAUGCUAUCGAGCCAUGAUAACUGGUCCAGUCUUCAGAUGCCAACACACUCCAGCAUGAUGCCCAUGGCCCACAAUUCCACCUCUGGUACCAACUCUAGUCAGUACACCAGCCUGUGGUCUGUGAGUAACCCACCCCUGACUCCCGUGUCCCAGAAUGGGGGGAUAAACAACAGCCUGAGCUCCCAGUUCCUUCGGGGGUCCAGCAGCCACUACCCCAGCCUGUCUCACUCCGUUGCAGUGCCCUCCUCUGGCUCUCCCAUGUACGACAACAGCACAGCCACAGAAAUGCAUGACGCAUCUCAGUACGACAUCUCUCCACACGGACGACUGCCUUCAGCCUGGACUCCUGUGACACCUCCAUCCCUCUGAUGGAAGUGUGUCUCUGCAAACUUGGAGAGGUAUGACCAUGAAAUUAUGUCUGCAGGAUUUUAUUUUGAUGUCAGGAAAAAAAUCAACCACAAAAUAAAUAAGUUUUAUAUGUUUACAAAUCAGAUUUCACAGGCAAAAGACUGUCUUGGGGCGCUUGAAUUAAUCCUGAAAAUAAUUUUUCACUUCUCAAUUGGUACUAAUAAGAAGCUACAGAGACUUUGAGUUCUUGAAGUAGCCCUUUAAAAAUGUGCUAUGGUCUCAAUAAAUCCCAGAGAGUUUCUAUAUGUUUUUGAUAUUUUAUAUAUGUUCUCUAUUGUUUUUGGUUCAGCAAAUGUUUUUAUUUAGUAUAGCAGGGAAUACAUAUAUUUUAAUGUUUGUGAACCAAAAUCCAUUUUAACCUGCUUAUAUUAAGCAUAACUCCAUGAUAUUCACAGCAGUAAGCAAAUAAAAACAAUGUACAGUUUAAAAAUGUUAAAGGAUUUUAAACGUUGUUCAUAGUGUAGAGAAAGCAAUUGAGGUUUACCAUGUGAAUAGAUAAUGGCGCUUUUUGUACCACAAUGACGCCGUUUGAGAUAUUAUGUUCUGGAUUAUUUUUUAAAUGAAAUGAGAAGAGGAAUCUAAUGUCAAUAUUCUGCUAUGCAGACAAUACAAAACUUUCCAUAUCAUUA